AUGGCAAUUACAUGUUGCAUAUUCGGAUUACCAGGAAAUAUAUUAACAAUCAUUGUUUGUAUAAAAGCAUUAUGUCAAAGAAAAAUGAAUUUUGAACGAAAAGUAUUUGAUCUAUAUCUUGCUGAAAUAUCAUUUCUAGAUUUUUGCCUAUUACUCUAUUGGGUGAUCGAAACAUUAUUUCAUUAUCUUUAUUCGAUAAAGAAAAGUGAAUAUUUUUCUUUAAUGCACGUAUCAGCAUUUUCAUGCUUCUUCUUUUACAUGAUCAAUCGUUUAUUUGCUGCGUUAUGCUCAUGGCUAAUUACAUGUUUUACAUUAAUUCGGUUUUUAAACAUAUUUCGACCGUUAAACACUAUAAGAUCAAAUAUAAUUCUUGUCAUUUGUCUUACAAUUAUAUUUGCUACAGCAAAUAGCUAUCUAAUGUUUACAUUAGGCUAUGAUCGAGAAGAAAAAUCUACUGUAAUUGAAAAUUUCGUAAAUGAUAGUAAUGAAAUUACAUUCAGAUCAUCUCGGUGUCAUAUACGUGAAGAAUAUAGCACGAAUUCAUUAACAUUAUUAUUAAAUGUACUGGUUGCUGGUGUUCUCAAUCUUGUCUUGCCUUCUAUGUUAACACUAUUGGUUAAUAUUGUUAUUAUAUGUUAUAUAAAACAUAUUUAUAAUGUACAAAAUUUUGAGCACAGUCCACGACGUUCCGAUAGUAGUGCAGGAGCAAGUUAUCGUUCGACAAGUUCAACAUUACUUGUCAUAUCAAUGACAUAUACAUUAUGUUAUGUGCCAUAUUGUAUUAUCUAUGUUCUUCUGUCUCAUUUUGAUGACACCAAUAAGAUACUUGUCUAUUUGUCUGAAAUCUCAUUCAUUAUACGUUAUAUAAGCCAUUCAGUCAAUUUUUAUGCUUAUAUAUUUACAAGUUUUCGGUUUCGUCGUGAUAUUAUUUUAUUAUUUCGUAGCGUAUUUCGAGCAUGUUUAUGUAUGAAAAAACAAAAGAAAACCAAAGAAAAAAAACCAACUCAACAAAUUAUAUUUUAUCAUUAUCGCUUAUCACAGUCAACAGCGACUAGAAAACUUCCUACUAAAGCACCUUUAUAA
This is a messenger RNA of Rotaria socialis, 1083 nucleotides long. The record is from the annotation of a GenBank genome assembly. NCBI's taxonomy places the organism in Eukaryota, Metazoa, Rotifera, Eurotatoria, Philodinida, Philodinidae.